AUGAUUCGACAUAAGUCUUUUAAUGCAGUGGCUGGAGCUAUUUUUAUUCCAAAACGUUUAGCAUCAUUCGAUUGUUCACCUCCUGGGAAGAAAGGUCUCGUCCUCGGUGCUUACGAAACUUGCGAGGGCGGACUCAAACUGACUGAAACAGCAACCAAGUUCGACAAUUGUGUGUGUGGCAAGCUCACAGAACUUCUUAAAGGGUCGAAAAUACCACGUGGCAAAGCUCAAGUUUUCGGUGGGCUAAAUGAGGACUUCAGCUACGUGGCGGUGGCCUGCUUGGGGCCGGAGAGCGCCGCCUUCCACCCCGUGGAGGCCUUGGACCAGUGCAAGGAGUACAUCCGGGAGGCGGCCGGCAUAGGUGCCAGGUCGCUACAGGACAUGGGAGCGACUCACAUAUUCGUCGAAGGCUUCACAAACACCGAAGCGGCGGCAGAGGGUUCCCUAUUAUCCGUCUGGAAAUACCAAGAUUGGAGAAACAAAGAAGACCAAGAACCGGCACCGAAGAUAGAGCUCUAUGACAACGAAGACGUGCAAUGGUGGCUAAAGGGCACCAUCGGUGCUGAAUCGCAGAAUAUGGCACGUUGGAUUUCGGAAUGUCCGUCCAACUUAAUGACACCGACAUUAUUCUGUCAGAUGGCAAUAGAAUAUCUGUGUCCGUGCGGAGUUGAGGUAGAACUCCGCGACAGGGAGUGGAUGGAGGCUAACCACUUCAACGCCUUCCUUACGAUGGCCCGCGGUUCCUGCCAACCGCCAGGCUUCGCCGAGCUGAAGUACUGCGGAGGGAAGGAGAACGAGAGACCAGUGGUGCUUUUGGGUAAGGGAUCGACUUUCGACACCGGAGGAUUGAACCUCGCACCCCCUAAGGGCAUGUCAAUAUACAGGGGUGAUAUCGCGGGUGCAGCGUGCGUCGUAUCGGUUAUCAAAGCGAUUGCAAGGCUUAAUUUGCCGAUAAACGUCAUAGGAGUGCUCGCUUUGUACGAAAACAUGCCGAGCGGCCUGGCUCUGAAGCAUGGUGAUGUGACCAUGUCCAGAAAUGGGAAGACAAUCAGGAUCGAAGACCCUGCCAACGACGGCCGAGUAAUUUGCGCCGAUUGCCUCGCCUACUGCGCCAGGUACAAGCCGGCAUUUAUAAUGACGGUGUCAACCAGCUCAACUGGUUUAAGUAACAGUUUCGGUACCCCACCUAAUGGACUGUUCACUACGUCUGACGUUUGUUGGGAGGAGAUCAACAUGGCGGGAGCUUACACCGGGGACAGGGUGUGGAGGUUGCCGCUUUGGAAGUGCUUUAGAAGCAGAGUAACCAAUUAUGAGGGCGUGGAUGUUGUAAACACAGGAUUGGGAAGAGGUGGUGGUCCAUGCUUGGCUGCCGCUUUCUUGAUGGAGUUCGUGCCGGCGCAGUGCGACUUCGUGCUUAUGGAGGUGUCGGCGACGGGGCUGCUGCACCGAGAGGCCGGCAUGCGCUACUUGCGCAAGGGUACGAUGACUGGCCGCCCGACGCGCACGAUCAUUCAGUUCCUUUACCAACUAGCCUGCCCUCACACGGCCAAGUGCGACUGUUAA
Nezara viridula (southern green stink bug) is the source of this 1563-nucleotide messenger RNA. The record is from the annotation of a GenBank genome assembly. Lineage: Eukaryota; Metazoa; Arthropoda; Insecta; Hemiptera; Pentatomidae.